CGAGAGAAACCAGUCGGACGUCCUCUGCGCCUCCGGUUCACACAUUGCAGGAUUCAGACGCGCAACCGGAGGAAUGCGAGGCAAAAAUCGGUGUUUAUCUGGACUUUUGGAUGAGAGAACUUCCUUUUAACGCGUGCGUUUUGGUUUCGAGAGUCUCCGGAGCCCAUAAAAAGACUUUAAAAUGUCUCACCAGCAGCGACUUGUUCAGCUCUCAGCAGCUUCGCUGGCUGUAGUUUUCGGUCCGGACGAGGAGAGUGUGCGCGCCGGCGGAGGGAAACUCGGCGGCACCAGUGCGAGCGGUCAGGAGAUUUUCGAUGACUUUAAAGCGCAAAACUCGCGAAGUUUCUGGAAUAAGAGACUGGUCACGGCUAUAGCUGAGGUGUACUUUCAGGGAUGGAUGGAAAACUUGGUGCUUUUCAUUCAAGGCAACGCCAGCAACUUGGAGGUGCUGAGGGAAGCGUGGAUGCGCAGGGCUUUGAGGUCACCGAAGGGAUUUAUCAUUAAAGCUGUCGGUGACCUUUCCCCAGUGCAGAUGUCGCCUGUUCCUCAGUCCCAGUUCAUUCCCCUGGCUGAGGUGUUGUGCUCAGUCAUCUCAGACAUGAACUCUUCCCAGAUCACCGUCAGUCAAGACUCACUUGUCAACUACAUGAGCAAAGCUCAUCCAGGGAUAACCAUCCCCACUCAGGACAUCCUCUAUAAUGCUUUAGGCAAUCUGAUCAAGGAACGCAAGAUUUACCACACAGGCGAGGGCUACUUCAUCGUCACUCCACAGACUUAUUUCAUCACCAACAACAUGGUCAGAGAGAAGAACUGGUGGACUUCUUCUUCGGCAGAUGAUGCUCCUUUACCUCCUCCCGUUACUUACCUGCUAAGUAACGACAUCUGCGUCGAGAGCACACAAACGCCCCCAGUCGCCCACUGCAAGUCCUGCAGCUGUUUUAGCCCCCUCCAAAUUUCCACUAAUGCCAUGACUGCUCCAGCAACUGUCCCUCCCUCCACCGUCCCAGAUCAGCAUUCCGUGUCCGUGUCCAUAAGCGAAUGCACGGGGAAAAGCUUAAAGUGGCCGCGACCUUUAGAUCACAAACCCACCGUGCAACAUCAGUCCACCUCCACUGCAGCAGAUUGUCAGGCAAGUGAGAUCAGCAAGACUACAGCCACUACUAACGCCACCAGCCGCAAAGAAAAAGAUAAACCAGGGAGGAGGUUUGGGCUCAGUUUGUUCCGGAGGAAUGGAGGAAAAAAGGAGAAACCGAAGAAGGAGUAUGCAUCUUUUUCAGGCCAGUUCCCUCCAGAAGAGUGGCCUGUAAGAGACGAGGAUGACCUGAACAACUUACCCCGUGAUCUGGAGCAUGCAAUCAUCAAACGCAUCAACCCUGAGCUAACUGUGGACAAUCUGACACGCCACACGGUCCUCAUGAAGAAGCUGGAGGAGAGAAGGGAGCGAGGGAUGGAAAAAGUACUGGACAAGGGUGUUGAUAAAGAUGAUAAGGGAGUUGACAAGGGAAUGUCUACUGAGAUAUUGGCAUCUUCAAAACUGAGGCAUCAUCACUCAUCCAAGGCAGGAGCAGGCAAAAGAUCUGCUCAGAAAGCCUCUCGCAGCAAGAGGAGGAGCCACUCAUCCAAAGAGAAGCACAGGGAAAAGGAGAAGGAGAAGGUUAAGAACAAAGCUUCCAUAUGUGCGGAGAAUUAUCCAGAGGGGGAGGAUUUGAUCCCUACGCGGCUCAGAGUGGAAAUCGCUGUUGAUGAACCAGUUCAAGUGGAAGAAUGUGGAACUGCUGAGGGAAAGUCUCUUUAUAAGAAACGCAUUGAAAACCCUUUUCAGACACAUCCGCUGAAAGAAGCCGAGAACAGAAUUCCCGCUGCCAGAGAGCACAGAAGACGAGAGGUGAAAGAGCACAAGACUUCGGGAUCAGGGAGGAAGGACCGAACGAGUCAUCGCUCCAAAUCUUGGGACCCACACCGGGCCAGACUGAUGGCAGCAGAUGGAGAGAAUGAAGUGAAAUUCACUACAUCUGAAGAACAAUACAACUGCAGCCCUGAGAGGGACUUUACUGCUGAUCUUCUUUUCCAAUCGGACACGAAGCCCAGCAGAGAGCUGCCACUAAACUACAGCUCAGUCUACCCACAGAGCAGUACGCUUCGCAUAGAUGACAAGGUCAGACAGAGAGAGGACAGAGAGAGCAAACAUUUUCAGGAUGCCCCAGAAUAUGACAGUGUGCCAGAUCGCAGCCAAAAUAUAGUUGGAAGUCUUCCUAACAUCCAGCAGUAUUCCAGUGCUAAUGCCUCUCUCUCCACCCAUCCCUAUGAGCUUGCCAUAAUAAACAAUGCAUAUGAUCCAAAUCUGCCAUGGCCCAAGCCCUCUUUACAGCGGAAACAUUCCCUCAGACUCUCCAACCCACAAAAAGACAGCACACAGAGGCCUAAUGAGCUCUCUGAAACUACAGAGACCCAGAACCUGCAAGAGAUAAGACCUGUCACUAUCAAUAACAGAGAGCAAAGAGCCAUGAGCCUGGGAGAAAGGCUGGAACUGACAUCUAACAGCACUCCCUUGGUAACAGACACUGAUGGCUUUAUAGAGGACGACUGCAGACUUUAUCAGAGAGCAGCUGAUCAGGAGGAUGAUGAUGCCUGCAGCUCAUUGUGCCUGAAUGACGAUGAGGUUACAGAGGAUGCAAGUAAGUACACAACAGGUGGUGCGGACUAUCAGGGUCACCAGCUGGUUUACCAAAACCGCGACUCUAAUCUGAAGAAUCAGGGACCACACAGUCGCCAUUUUAAAUCCAACUUUCACCAGCCAGAAAAAACCUUAAUGCAGGGGUCAGCAGAUCGAAUUUCUCUGGCAGUCCAGAGGGAAGAUUCCCUCAGCCCGUCCAGACCUGAAGACACCAGCUGGAGACUCCAUCGUCAACACCAGAAGAUCAGAUCACCAAGAACCGAAAGCGAAUCCAGCCCAAAACGGGAUGCAGCGAUCCAGGGAGAAAGACGGCACAAAGAUGACCUUGAUUUGGACUGUUCAGAAGCAUGUGAAGUCGGAGACAGUAGCAUCUUUGACUACUGCCAGACUAGCGAGAUCGAAUCGGACACAGAGACUGUGAGGAAGUCGGCUGAUGAAGGUGACGGCGAGUCUGCUCACUGGGCAGCUGAGGUGGAGAAGAAGGAGGAGGAAGAGGAAGUGAAGCAUGUACCUCAGGCCCACAGGGCUGCUCUGAGCAUGCCCGAUGGAGCUAGAGGGCCAGACGUUAGGGAAGCUGUGGAAACGGGAGAGAAUCAGAGCAUCACGGGAGACAGCGGUAUAGAUUCUCCUAGGACCCGGGUCAGCUUGGCAUCUAGCAACACCGUCAUUCUUGAAGGUCUCAAGAGAAGAGGCUUUUUGCAGAACCUGGAGAAACUGCAUUCGAAGAGCAGUGCCAUUCGACCACAGAGCUCACUGCUGCAGCUGACUCCUGUCAUGAACGUAUAGCAGGCCGGAGCUUCACGUUGGACCUUCACGGGUCUCAUCUGGAAGAGGCCUCAAACCUCGCAGUUAUAUACAACUGUUAGUAAGAUAUCCAAUAUCACAGUUUUAUGCAUAUCUUCACAUAAUGAUAGCCAUUGCUAAAGAGGCAUCUGUACAGGUGUACAGUAUAUAUUUUGUGUUUUUGUAAAUAACUUUAAAGUGAUAUGCCAUGGUGCAUGGUGUAUUAGCAGCACUGUGUGUCAUUUAAGUGUACAGUUUUCCUUCUCUACAGCUCUAGUGUUGCCCUUUUUCUUUCUUAUCAUGUAGAAAUUACUACAAAUAAAACUGUAUAUAUA
Messenger RNA from Pelmatolapia mariae (spotted tilapia), 3792 nucleotides. It is a transcript of the gene stox1, whose product is annotated as storkhead box 1. The transcript has 4 exons. The coding region runs from base 182 to 3460 and encodes 1092 amino acids. NCBI's taxonomy places the organism in Eukaryota, Metazoa, Chordata, Actinopteri, Cichliformes, Cichlidae. Gene Ontology annotation, biological process: regulation of transcription by RNA polymerase II. Gene Ontology annotation, cellular component: cytoplasm; nucleus. The record is from RefSeq and is a predicted model, not a curated record. Gene Ontology annotation, molecular function: RNA polymerase II transcription regulatory region sequence-specific DNA binding.